AUGAGUGACGACGGAUAUCCCAACUUCGGCAACGCAUGGACGUCCACCUCAUCGACGUCAGCAUCCAACUCCGCAUCGUGGAAUCCUGCGUUUCGACCUAAUACCGAUUCCUUGCACGCGCGAAAUACAUCUACUGCCUCAAACGAUGAUUUUUUCGAGCGUUAUCCUGGCCCAACCCCCGAAAAGAGCAGAGCACGGGCGCAAGAGCCUGUGGAAGAGGAAGCCGAGUAUGAGGAGCUGCCGACAGCUGCGCGCAAGAGAAGCAGUAUCGCUGUGCUGCAUACUAUCGAACGGCGUACAGAUGCUGCAACGUCGGGGGAUCUCUCACGCGUUCCGGCUGUAAAAUCCCAGGCCGAGGGUUCUCCAAGUCGGCGAGACUCGAUCGAUGCUGCGGAUGAGCUGUUGCAGCAGGGGGAUCCUGAGGAUGAUGAGGAAGAAGGGGCUAUAUUUCAUCCAAAUGAGACUGCAGUAGAGCAGGAGCACAGCCUGGAGAGCAAGCUGCAGGUACCGGGGGAACAUAUAUUCAUUGGUACACCAGGCACGCAAACUCCAAUGCCUCUCGAGAAGGACUAUGAGGCGGAGUUCGCAAAACACAACAGGUCGGAGUCGGGAUACGAGCAUCAGGGCGAGGCCUUGGAGAUGGAAGAGGCGAUAGACGAGGCUCCCGAAGCGCCGCUUUUGGAUGAUCCAGAGGAACCACCCACGGUCGAAACAUUGCAGCGAGAACCUAUCAUGAGGGCGGUCAGCGGAGAAUCUGUUCUAGACGAUGAGCGCGGCACGACAGAUCGACCGCUCUCGAAAGGCAGUGACCAGAUUGGGCACGUUCAGCGAAGUUUCACCACCAAUUUCACCGAGGUACCGGCACAAGAGAAAACACAAGAGGAAGUUCCAGAGCCAGUCGUUCCCAUGAGCGAUGGCUGGCCCUCGGCGGGAGACGACAAGACCUUUGGAGAGCUGCUCGGCGACAAACAAAUUGUCGCAAAUACAACUGCAAACUACAUUGAUGAGUUGCAUGUUGCGCCUGUGGACGAUGCUUGGGGAGCUGGUACGAGUGAUGAUGCGCAGCUGAUAGGGGCUGGAAGAACAUCCUCUUCUCGAGCAGAGCCGACCUCAAUUUUCGCACAAAAAGCGGAAGAGACGCCAGGAGUCGAAGCAUUUGUCAUAGCUCCGGAUGCUGAGCAAGAGGACGAUCUGGCGGCUAUGUGGCAAGCAGCACUGGAUGAUGAUGAUCUCUUGGAGGAAACAAAUGAUUUGGAUCCGUCUAAAUUCUUUGGUGACGAUGACCUUGACUUCCUCGAUGACGACCCUCUGCUCGAGCAUGAGGUCUCGGCAUUGGCACCAGCACCCGCGUCAACACAGCCAACACCCGCGCAAGCGCCCCGAACAGCCUCAUACGUACCCAAUGCCGCAGCUACAGCCGCAACUCAACCAUCGCAAUUGAAUCGUUAUGCCGCUCCUGGUCCUCAAAUUUUGGCUCAAAGCCAUGGCAGAACAGCAGGCACGCCCUCUACGGGUCUCUACGAUCUUUAUGGGCAAGGAGCGCCUCAGCAAGCGCAAGCAUCACAGAGACCAAGCGCCCAGUCUGCACAGAGCUUUGUUGACAAGGCGAAGGGAGGGUAUGAAUCGCCAUACGAUCUGCCCAUGGAGGUUGUGAAGCCCAGACAAAGACCGCGACCUGUCGCCGGUCCUCGAAGCAGCAGCAUAUCAGGGACGUCGGGCCAACAACAGUCAAGACCUCCGACUGCAGCUGGCCAGAAUUUCAUACAACCUUCAAGCUCAGGAUCCGUCCCCGCUGCGCCUCCACCAACAUCGACUACAGGUGUUGUCUCGGCGAAAUCAACUCCCAAGACAGAUGCAGGAUUUUUUGCUGAUCUCCCUUUCACCGAAAAACCUCGAGCUCGCGUCUCAGGCGCUUACACUCCCCAGCCCCAGAAUUCAUUCUCACCACCGGCCGGACCAAUGCCGCCUCGCGGGACUGCAGCACCUCCUGUCCAGCAUCCACAGAGACCCCAGGCUCCUGCGACACCUGCUCAGCAACAGCAAGUAUACGGAGGCCUGACUCGCCAUCAAGAGUCUUUGCCUCUCCUUCCAGAUCAGCCGACAGCAUCUGUCCAGUCACAACCGCCCGCAGCGCCUCCUCCAAAUCAGCGAUACUCUCCCAGCAAUCUCCCUGCACCAGCGCAGGUACAAAGUCGUUACUCUCCUGCGCCGACUGCGCAGAGCCAAGCUCCUGUAUCACGAUACUCGCCUGCGCCAUCAUCACAGGCCAAGAAAUAUGGUCCAGCUCCAGGAGCUGCUCCAGCGCCCCCUCCCUUCCAGCAUGCUCAUCCGUUCGCACCGCGAACGAGCAGUCCACUCGCCUUCCAACAGGACAAGCAUCAGGGUGGCAUGUCAGGCUCGCCGCCAAAGACUAUUGAAACUGGUUCGUCUGGAACUAUGUCACCUGAACGCUCCAUUAGCAUGAAUUACUCGCCAAUCGACCAGCGCACAGCAUCGAUUUCCAGUCUGGCUAGCCCUCCCCAACGGUCCGCAACACAGUCGCCUCCAAAUGUACGUCAGGUCCCACGAUACUCGAUGCAGUCACAAAUGGAUACACACGCUCAAGCCUCUGGUCUCAAUACUACGGCGAGUCGCUCAAUGCAUCUACCACAUCGCCGCCAGUUCUCGCGAGACAUCUCCUUCGCGGCCCCGCAAGACUUCCAUGCUGAAGACUCCUUGCAAAGAUGGAAAGGUGCUCCAGUCUUUAGAUGGGGUGAGUCAGGUAUGGUCGUUAGCUCCUUCCCUAAGCAGACGCCUUUCUACGCCGCUGGUGGAGCACCUACGAUCAAAUGCACGCCUGGUCCCAUCGCCGCCCAGUUGGCUACCACGUUCAUGCCAAUGGACGAGUGCAACGCCAAGUUCCCCGGGCCGCUUGCGGCGCGAGCCAAGAGUAAAAAGAAGGAAGUGCUUGUGUGGAUGUCGAAUAAAAUCGAUGACCUCGGAAGACGGAACGAGCACGCGAAGAAUGACUUCCAAUUGGAUGUCGAUGUGAAGAAACGCACCGAAGAGAAGUUACUUUUGUGGAAGAUUGUCAAAAUCUUUGUUGAGCACGACGGCCACCUUGAGGGCGACAAAAAGAUAGAGGACGAGAUUCGAGCGGUGCUUCUACCUGAUUUAGCUCAAAUGAGCCAGGUGAUGGAGCUUCAGAGCCCCCUUUCAAGCUCCACGACAGGGCUUCAGGCAGAUGUGGUCGACAAGACGGUUAUCUUCCAACUUCGGCAGGCUCUGCUCGAAGGCCAAAGAGAACGUGCAGUUUGGCUUGCGGAGGAGAAGAAGCUUUGGGGCCAUGCCAUGCUCAUUGCAUCCACUAUGGGCCCAGACAUGUGGAAGCAGAUCAUUCAGUCGUUUGUUAGAUCGCAGGUGAAGACCGUUGGAAGCGAUGCACGAAGCCUUGCUGCUCUAUACCAGGUGUUUGCAGGUAAUGCAGAGGAAUGCGUGGAUGAGCUGGUUCCGCCAUCUGCACGAGCCGGUUUCCAGAUGAUCUCAAAGUCUGAUGGUACAAUAAACGGCAAUCCUCUUGAGGGGCUCGACAAAUGGCGAGAAACUUUGGGCUUGGUUGCUGGCAAUCGCACACCUGCUGACGGGCAAUCGCUGCUCUCCCUGGGCAAGCUACUCGAUGGUUAUGGAAGAGCUGAGGCCGCCCAUACCUGCUACCUCUUUGCCAGACAAAUUGCCAAGCAUUCUGGCGCUGAUGAUGCCGAAGUCAGUUUUGUCAUUCUUGGCGCGAACCAUCACGGUCAACAAGAGAGCUUUGCGAAUGAUCUCGAUGCCAUCAUCUUGACGGAAAUCUACGAGUGGGCUACAUCGCUGUCUGCACCAAGCAGCGCAGUACACUACAUCCCGCAUUUGCAGUCAUUCAAGCUCAUUCAUGCUCAGGAGCUGGCCGCCUAUGGAUUGAAAGCUAAGGCACAGGCCUAUUGCGAUCACAUCACGAGCGCAUACACCUCUACGACACGGCCAUCGCAGUACUACCAUCCGACCUUCACCCAGUCGGUCAGCGAUCUCAGUGCUUUCUUGUCUCAGACGCCGCAAGCAGGCUCCUCCGGUCUGUUAUCUAAGGGCGCGAUGAACAAAGUGUCAUCGGGAGCUGCCAGCUGGUUUACCAAAUUUGUCUCUGGGGAUGACGACCAGGAUUCGACUGGUUCGGGCCCUGGUGCUGGCAGCGAAGAUAUGAUUAGCGGACCGUUCGGGCGAGUGAACGGGGAUUCCCCUGACCUGAGCCGGACUGCAUCGGGCACAGAUUUGUAUAACCCCAUGAUGGGAGGUGGCGGCCCUUACGCUCCUGCACAAGCAGUGGGAACAUCAUUGGGCGUCUCGCCUCAACAAGCGUUUGCGCCUUCUUCGGCUCCCAGCAAGUACGCGCCUGUGGCUGCGGCAAGCAAGUAUGCACCGAUGGCUGCUGGCGGCAUGGGUGCGGCAGCUCAGCGGCCAGCGUCACCUCAUCGACCUGCUUCUUCCCUUUCUGCAGUAAGCUACGCUCCAGCACCCGUGGCUCAAGCGUUGGGUGUGCCCAGACCGGAUGCAAACAGAGCGGCUUCGGAUUAUAGUGCAUCUUACAACUCAGCCACGAGGCGAGGAUCUGCGCCGUAUCCGGGCUCACAGAGCAUCUAUGAGCCGAGGCCAAUGCUUGCCGAGGAGACUUCCUCCUAUGGGUACCAGCCAGCGAUGCCGGACUCGCAAUCGCGGCUAGGAGAGGAGCAGCUCGACCCAUUUGCAAAGCCGAACGGAAUACGAGAACAUGACGAGUUCGUUGCCGAUGCCGAAGGCGGCGGGUACCAGCCCCCCAGUAUGAGUUACGAACCGCCGUCAUCAGGCGGCGGAUACGAGCCGCCUUCAUAUCAGCCUUACGAGCCCGAGCCCGAGCUUGCAGGUGACGAAGCGAAGCCCAUGCAGAAGAGCUUCAUGGAUGACGAUGAGAACGACGUGCUCGCCCAGCAAGCUGCAGCCAUGAAGAAGGCUGAAGCAGAUCGUGAAGCUGACGAAGCCUUCAGAAAAGCUGCAGAAGCUGAUGCAGAACGUGAUAAGGCCAAGUCUGGCGGUCAGAAGAAAGGCUGGCUCCCUAGCGUGGGCGGCUGGUUCGGUGGCGGCGCUAAGAAGGACGCUCACAUGCCUACAGUGCACAAGGCCAAGCUGGGCGAAGAAAAUUCGUUCUACUAUGAUGAGCAGCUGAAGAAGUGGGUGAACAAGAAGGGCGGCGCAGAAGCUGCUACUCCUGCUGCUGCCACACCACCUCCGCCUAAAUGCCCACCAGGCCGAGCUGUCAGUGCCGCGAUGGGCCCACCAUCUGGCCCGCCUUCAAGAGUUUCCAGUGGCAUUGGUCUCGCUGGACGACCCCCGCCAGGUCCCCCCUCUUCAAUGGGCGGAACACCUUCCGGUCCACCCUCUCGAAGCGGAACACCGGCUUCUGGAGACUCCGGGCUGCCGAUGCCUGCGGGUGUCGCUGCUCUCAAUGGUAGUGGGAGCGGAAGUAGGCCUCCUUCGGCCCCGCCAAGUCGGCCUGCCACGAGCAUGAGCAACGCUAGUAGUCUCGACGACUUGCUCGGUGGGCCGCCUGGACCCGGGCAGAGGAAAGCCGGCGGAACAGUCAAGGGAAAGAAGAAGGGUGGUCGAUACGUGGAUGUUAUGCAGUCGAAAUAG
This is a messenger RNA of Lecanosticta acicola, 5676 nucleotides long. Lineage: Eukaryota; Fungi; Ascomycota; Dothideomycetes; Mycosphaerellales; Mycosphaerellaceae. The record is from the annotation of a GenBank genome assembly.